Molecule: messenger RNA, 842 nt
Organism: Fusarium verticillioides 7600
Lineage: Eukaryota; Fungi; Ascomycota; Sordariomycetes; Hypocreales; Nectriaceae
Exons: 1
Coding region: 1-333 (110 amino acids)
Source: RefSeq, a predicted model, not a curated record
AUGACCCAAAGCUGUCUAGACUCAGGCGAUGAACUGCAGCUUUGUGAUGUGAUUGACGGUACAGAUUUACCAGAAGAAUGGGGCGAAGAGAACCUUGAACUUGACGGUACAAAUGACGUUGAAUGGGCUAUUGAAGCAAACAAGAGGGGUCGCGCAUCUCCAAAUGAGAAGUUUGUGGACUGCUGUACUUAUCCAAUCAAUCGAAAAAGCAGACGAGCUAUGUGGCAAUCAUACGCACGAACAAAGAAAGACAGGUUGGAUUGGACUAAGCAAGCCAUGUGUUUAUCACACAAUACCCCAGAUUCGUGGACCGUUCUCUCAGACGAUUACUAGAAACAAGAGAGACAAAUAAAUGAUGUGUAAUGAUAACGACUUCAAAGCCCGUUAUACCAGUGCAGAUCCGUCUUUACGAGAGAUGUCACGGCCACGCCGGGUAGCAGUCUUUGUGAUUGAACAGAUCGUUCAGUUCAGGAUGAAAAAGCGAUACUGGCCAAGAUGGUAGCCAGGGUGAUGCUGAUGGUUUGGAAGGGCUGAGAUGCACAAGAGAUAAGUUUUGAAAGCUAGUGAAUAUGCACGGUUAAAAUUGAGACCGAAUCGAGCUCUGUGGUAGCAAGAUCGGUGUGUGCGUGUACAUAAAAAAUCCUAAGGCUUACUGCCGUGAGUCUGUUCAACUCAUCAGGCUUUCGCUGCGACCCGGACCUGGGGGUUUAAGAACACACGAGGAUUUAUCCGUGGGUGACGAAAGUACUCAGGCAACCUUAGUAUACUUUAGGUCAAUAUAGCAUCAAUUUAGGGAAGAAAUUGCAUUGAGGAAAUGAUGCUCGAAAAUAAGGAAGUGGUGU